AUGGAUCAGAGUGUAUUGUGCUAUUUCAAAUGUUCGUUUCAGAAAGAUUUGCUGGAAUAUGUUUUGUCUUCCGUCGAAGAUGAGCAACGUAGUAUAAAAACUGAAGUGGACAUUCUCACGGCCAGUGAUCUGGUCAAAAAAACUCGGAUGUCUUUGCAUCCGCACGUACUGAUCAAUGCUUUUAUAAAAUCUGGGUUUAAAGCCACAUAG
Molecule: messenger RNA, 210 nt
Organism: Echinostoma caproni
Lineage: Eukaryota; Metazoa; Platyhelminthes; Trematoda; Plagiorchiida; Echinostomatidae
Source: the annotation of a GenBank genome assembly